Messenger RNA from Theileria equi strain WA, 2895 nucleotides. RefSeq lists its product as hypothetical. The transcript has a single exon. NCBI's taxonomy places the organism in Eukaryota, Apicomplexa, Aconoidasida, Piroplasmida, Theileriidae. The coding region runs from base 1 to 2895 and encodes 964 amino acids. The record is from RefSeq and is a predicted model, not a curated record.
AUGGGAGGCUAUAACAGUGUCCUCAUAGAUGUAAAAAGGCACCGGGGAUACGGAGGCAGAGCCUAUUAUAAAUGGGGGAAAACAAGCUACCAAUGUAGCUAUAGCGGUAAGACUAUAGAUUUAUCGGAGGAAAGGCGUGAUACCCUUCCAGGAUAUAAGAUAACAAAGCAUAAGAAGACAGCAGGUAAAUAUUAUAGUCUUUAUCAGGGAGCAACCGAAUUUCAUGGAUUUCACAAAUUGGAAGAGUAUAGCGAGGUUUACGCUUACUUUUGGGAGGGAGAUGAUGAUUAUAAAAGACCCCUGAUAAUUCAACUCGGUAGUGGAAGUGAAUACUAUACUAGUGCUAAGGAUAGUACAACUUGGAGUAGGGAUUUUAGCAUCACAUCUGAUACACUCUUGACCAGACUUGAUCAAGAAAAUUGUAAGAAAAAUGAAGCCCAUGUUAUGGAUAUUUCCAAGGAGGAGGAAGGACUGUAUAAAUGUCCACUAUCUGUUUGUAACAAGAAAAUAGUUACCCUUUCAUUUGAAAAACCAGUACCAUAUGCACAUUCAUUAAAACUUGUGGGUAGCUCAAUAACUAGGUUUGAGAAUAAAGGAACGGUUCAAAAUGGACUACCAUUUCCGAGGAAGGUAGAUUCUUUUUAUAUGUAUCUUGAUCUCAAAGAAAAUAAAGAUACACUUCUUAUUUACGUAGAUCCAAUUGGAAUGAAAAGGUAUUGGCAGGGAUAUACAGGUCCAAAAUGGUACAGAAGAGAUUUUUAUGAUAAAAAUACUUGGAGCGAAGUUUCUGGAGAUAAGAAACCUAGCAGUCCUUAUGAUUCUAAGAAAAUACUAAGGAUUCUCUUGGAAUAUAUUCAACUAAAUCAGCCAGAAAUAGAAAAGGUUCAAAGACUAGAGGAACCCGGAUUUCAAGAUUCUACUCCGGUGGGACAUCCUUAUUUUAUCCUUGAGAAGACCAAUCGCUUUGAGUAUGCAGAUUAUGGAGAUACUUAUCCGGUUUUCCCGACGGAUAUAACUGUAGGAUCUUCUGUUACUCCAUAUGAAUUUGAUGUAGUUGUAUGUAAUAGGGGCACUCCGAAUCACGAAGUUACCGUUGAUUGUAAUCUGACUAAUAUUAAUGGAGAUGAGUUGGUAACAGACAUGUAUACAGGACCUAUGGAACAUGAACAAAUAACCCCUAAUGUUGGAAUUACGAAUAUCGUAUUUUCUGAUUCAUCUUCAGAGAUAUUAAGUUCCAAGGAAGUGGCAGAAAACAUUGAAAGUACCGGUCCUGUUACUAUAACUGUACCGUAUAUAGACCAAAGUGGAGGACAAUAUAGUUCACCUGGGUUGGAAGGGAAGCCAUCUAACGGCAUUUAUAGAGGAUAUUCUGGUUCACCUUCCACCACUUAUGGUGGAGAUGCUGUUUACGAGAGUUAUACCACAGUAGAACAUGAAGAACGUGGAUGUAUUGCAUCUGAUUUGGAAGAUGUCGAAGAAAGUCACUCAAAUUACGCUCUUUUUGAGACUAGAGCACCUACUCAAGUUACUGAUCUUCGUACUACUCCUGUAGAACUAUCUUUUUCUCAACCUGGAAAAUACAUUGUAAAGCUAGAAGGUACGCUCCCUCAGUCCGGUGGAGAGUCUUCUACUGACGUAGUUGAUUCAAGAUUUUCGGAUUCUCCCCUUGUCACAUCUGGCUUGGGUAUUCUCGUUGAGGAAGAUUACAACACUAUGGAACACACUACGCAUGGACAUGCCGUUGAUCAUGAAAGUUAUGAUACAGUGGACUAUGAUGAAUAUAGAGCUACUGCUCCUUGUGUUGAAAUCGAUGAGACUGAAUAUAGACCAAAUGUUUUAGAUUCUACAAUUGAACAUAUUCGUCAUAGUGGUGUUCAAGGAUCUCCCAUUUCUGAUGUACCUAAAGGAUAUUUUGAUCCACCUCCUAUUACUUCUACUGUUCAAGGUACUCCAGUGGCAGAAAUGGCUGAAGAUGCUAUAGAUGCUGAAAUAGUAAAAGAACAUCUUUCUGUUCAAGGCUCUUCUAUUUCUGAUACACCUACCACAGUAUAUCUUGAACCUGCUCUCCCUCAUACUGGUGUUGAUGGACAUCCUAUUGCUACCGCUAAAUCUCAUGGAGGUACUAAAGCUCUAGCACUAGACUCUUCUACGGAUCCUACUCUUCUCACUGGUGUUUAUGGUAGAACUAUCCAAUCUAAGGGAGGUGAACCUCUUCUUCAACAUAUUCAGUCUGAAGGAUCUAUUCCCUCUGCUUCUAUUGAUCCGCAACCUCCCGUUCCCACUGGCGUUAAUGGAGUUCCUAUUGAUACUACUGUCAUCGUUGGAGAAUCCCCGGAUGUAAUAAUCACCUUUGAUAGUUCUCCAGUAGAUCUGGUUUAUGAUUCUCAUUUGGUUGUAGGUGGUUCCAACUCCUACCAGUCCACGGAGGAAACUGAACCAAACUUGUAUUAUGUUGAGGAACGUUUUGAUAGUAUAAUACCUGAAUCAAUCCAAUUGGAUGUCUCUCAUAUAUCAAUUGAUGAUGCAAAAGUUGUGGAUAUAUACAUUGAUAGUCUUUUCAAAACUGAGCAGAAACUCACAGAAACGAAUAGUUUAAUAGUAGAAUCCGCCAUAGCUGGCGCGUUAGGACUUCAGGCUCUUCGGCUUGUUCUAGAGGCAACUCUUGUACCAACUCUUGUUUUUGCUGAGCAUAUCUUUAAAUCCGCCGCUGAUGGUAUCUUACCAAAGGAACCCUGCCCAGCUGUUACCCCGAUACUUCCAGUAUGUGUUGCAGAUCCAUCCAUUACUUGCUGUUGGUGGUGGUAUCUUUUAUGGGUUAUAAUAGUUUUACUUGUUAUUAUUCUGGUAUGUGUUCUGUGUAGAAGAUCAAUAAAAGUCUUGAUUAUCAAGGUAUAG